AUGAUUACGGAGACAGCCUUUUUUCCGGAUACUUCCGCUUUACAGCGCAAUCGAGACCUUAUGAGAGAAUUUGAAAGGGCACUUGAGAUGAAUCCGGCAGCCAAUUUGACGGCUCUCAUCCCAGAUUUCUACCUUCAAAAUCACCUGGACGCACAGCCACGAAGUCUAGAAACAAGCACAGCUAAGCUCAAUCAAAAAACGGUCAAUGAGCUCCAGGACGCCCUUAAAGAUGAUCCUGAGGUGGACUUGCUUUCAAUUUUCCCUCCAAACUACGCUCGUCGUCGGCAACUUGCAGGCCAAACUGGUGAAAAAAUAACAGAGCCUGAUAGGACGGAACAGCCGACGCCUCCGGAUUUUCGGACACGUCUUGAUAGCGUGGAGACAGCUGAAAUCAUCUUCCCACUUUCGAAUGAUGUGACUGCCAUGCUAACACCAUUCUCGGAUUCUUCUGAUGGACAUAUGUAUACCGAUAAUUCGCUUGUCUCAGUACUACAACGAAUGCUUUGGAACUCCAAAAAAAUGUGGGAAAAUCCGAUACGGGGCAUCGUCGUUCAAUGCAACGACGACAUAGUUGCCAUAGUUAUCACGACGAACGGCGACUACACAGAGUAUACGGCUUUGCGAUACCUCGCAGAACAGGCUCCCGAAAUUCCUGCUCCUAGGCCCCAUGGCUUAAUCAAGUUCGGAUCUUUUUGCAUGAUUUUCAUGUCUUAUAUUCCGUCCAUGACGUUGAGCGAGGCAUGGCCAUAUCUCUCACACGAAGAGAAGAUUUCCGUGGAGCAUCAGCUAGAUGACAUCUUCACGAGGUUGAGAUCCAUUCGUGAGAAAGAUGGUCAUUGUCUUGGGGGGGUCGGUGGCGAAGGAGUAAAGGGACACAAAGCCAAUACAAUCGUUAGCACGGCUGCUGGAUUUGAGGAUUUCAGAUACUCCACCCCCCAUCGCGGCAGCACCACCUACGCCACUUUCCUUCGCUCUUUUCUCACAGAUUCCAUUCGAGGUUCGGUCUUCAGUCAUGGUGACGUCAGACAAGACAAUAUCUUAGUGAAUCUGAAUCAGGACAAUGUCUGGAUUGUUACUGGGAUCAUUGACUGGGAGGACAGCGGAUUUUAUCCAGAUUACCAUGAAUGUACUCAAUUGACGAGGACACUGAGUGUGAUGGAGGAAGAUGACUGGUAUCUCUAUUUACCAGAGAGUAUCUCGCCGCUUCAAUUUCCGAUACGUUGGCUUGUUGAUCGACUUUGGGAUAUCCAUACUAAAACCACUUGA
Penicillium olsonii is the source of this 1266-nucleotide messenger RNA. Lineage: Eukaryota; Fungi; Ascomycota; Eurotiomycetes; Eurotiales; Aspergillaceae. The record is from the annotation of a GenBank genome assembly.